GUUUCUCUCAUUUCAUUUUAGUUUAGUUUAACACUUGCACUCGAGCACUAUGGACUGUCGUAAAUAAAAACAGUUAUUAUUAAUAAUAAUAUCCUCUUUAUUUUUAAUAUUCAUCAAUAAGACACUUUUAUUGCCAGUUCUUUCUUCACUCUAUUAAUGAGUGAUUAUAAUAAUUAAUUAGUAAUUAAGUCAAUAACUAUUAUUUUGAUUUUUUUAUUCACAAAGAAAUCAACGGAUAUAAAUUACAUAUUUAAGAAAGCGUCUGUUAAUUUUUUUUUAAUCAUUAUUUUUACGGCGCAUAUUUUUAUUUUGGAGCUAAAAUGUCAGUGGUAAUAAACAGAGCUACGUCAAAGAUAUUCCAGAGAGGGAUUUAUCAAUAUUUAAUAGAUACUUCUAUUAAAAAAAAUAAUUCUGUUAUCAGUCACAUAAAAUUGAAUUCAACGAAUCAAUUUGUCAGCUAUAAAUUUUUUAGAUUACCACUAUGUCGCAUGGCUCACAGUAUGGUGCAAACAAAUUGGACAUCAAGUAAAGAUGAAAGUAGAGAAAUGAUGGCUCUCUGGCCUGACAUAGUACGAGAUCUCACAGAAGCUGGUCGUCAUCUUGAGAUUCCUGAUGCUACUAAAUGGAUGACUAAAGUAUUGCAGUACAACGUUCCAAACGGUAAGAAAAAUCGUGGAUUAGCUCUUGUUUACGCUUAUAGAAUGCUCGUGCCACGCGAUCAGCUGACAGAGGAAAAUAUAAGAUUAGCCAGGAUUUUAGGAUGGUCUACUGAAUUGCUCCAGGCAUUUUUACUAAUCGAAGAUGAUAUAAUGGACCACUCAGUAACACGUCGAGGUCAACCUUGCUGGUAUUUGAAUAAUAAUAUCGGGUUGAGUGCUAUCAAUGACGGUAUACUUUUGGAGCAAACAGUGUAUCAGUUACUACGCACGUAUUUUAAAAACCAUGAAUGUUAUUUGGACCUCAUAGAAACAUUCCAUGAUACGACCAUGAAAACUGUAAUGGGACAAACAUUGGACAUGUUAUCAACCGAAUUUGGUAAAAGACCGAACUUAAAUUUAUUUACAAUGAACCGCUACAACGCAAUUGUUAAAUAUAAAACAGCUUACUAUUCAUUUGUGAUGCCAAUAACAUUAGCAAUGCACUUUGCUGGAGUAGUAGAUCCAGAAAUGUACAGACAAGCCAAGACUAUUUUAUUAGAGAUGGGACACUUUUUCCAAGUCCAAGAUGACUAUCUAAAUAUUUAUGGGGAUCCGAGAAUAACUGGAAAACAAGGAUUAGACAUUAAAGAAGGAAAGUGUACGUGGCUAGCAGUCGUGGCUCUUCAACGCGUGACUCCCUCACAGCGUAAAAUCUUUGAAGAAUGUUACGGGAUUGAUGAUGAAGAGAAAGUAGCACAAAUAAAACAGUUGUAUGACGAUUUGGGGCUAUCAACAACUUAUGCUAUUUACGAGGAAGAAAGUUACAAUCUCAUGAAUACUCAUAUACAACAAAUAUCACGUGGUCUACCUCAUGAUUUAUUCUUUAAAAUACUGUCAAAGAUUUAUCGCAGGGAUGCUUAAUUUCCUACAUUUAAAAAUUUUAUCUUUUUAUAUAUUAUCAUAUAGAUUCCUUUACUCUAAACUUUCCUAAAAAAUAAAAAAAAAAAAAAAAAAAAAAAAAAUUUCUUUUUUACUUUUUACGAAAUAAUAUAAUGGUGUGAUAUGAAAAACUGUUUGUAAUAUGAAAAAAAAAUUUAUUUACAUUAAAAUUUUUUAAUUGGA
Molecule: messenger RNA, 1760 nt
Organism: Cotesia glomerata
Lineage: Eukaryota; Metazoa; Arthropoda; Insecta; Hymenoptera; Braconidae
Gene: Fpps
Product: farnesyl pyrophosphate synthase
Exons: 7
Coding region: 321-1559 (412 amino acids)
Biological process (GO): trans, trans-farnesyl diphosphate biosynthetic process
Cellular component (GO): cytoplasm
Molecular function (GO): (2E,6E)-farnesyl diphosphate synthase activity; dimethylallyltranstransferase activity
Source: RefSeq, a predicted model, not a curated record